This is a messenger RNA of Aphidius gifuensis, 1473 nucleotides long. RefSeq lists its product as uncharacterized. The transcript is spliced from 5 exons. The record is from RefSeq and is a predicted model, not a curated record. NCBI's taxonomy places the organism in Eukaryota, Metazoa, Arthropoda, Insecta, Hymenoptera, Braconidae. The annotation marks the transcript as partial.
ACAACUCAAUAAAUCAAUAAAUAAAAAUUAGAUCAAAGCUUAUGUGUUGCUUUGACCUAAAAAAUGUUAAUUUCACCAAAAAAACUCAUUUUUCAACGUGGAAGGAUUAUUAAACAACAAAUUAAAUUAUCAAACACUAACACAAAAAUCCCAGUGAUAUAUCAAUUUGAUUCACUGCAAUCUAUUCAAAGUCCAUUUCAACUGGAUAAAUCAUCUGGAACAAUCAAGCCAAAUUCGAGCAUAUCAAUCACAGUGACUUUUUCACCAACUGAAAAAAAAGUUUACAUAAAUCAUUUGGCUUGUUUAAUUUUAAAUGAAGCUCCAAUAUUUAUUGAGCUUUAUGGAUAUUCUGGAGUUUCGUUUAAUAAAGAUUAUCAAAAUUCUCUUGAAGCAUCAAUAUCAAGUAAUUCAAAUCAAUUUAAUAGAUAUUUUAUUGACAGCAAUAUUCGUCAUAAUCAUCAAAUUCCUCCUCUGUCAAUAUCAAAAAGUUAUUUUAUUUUCGAAACAAAUGGAUCAAGGAGUCCUAAAUCUCAAAAAAUAUCAGUUACAAAUCAUUGCAAAGAAGAUAUAUUUUUCCAGUGGAAUCAAAAUCAUCAAGUUUAUUGGCUCUAUAAUCAAACAGAAAAUGAUAUUAGUUAUUAUAUCAACAGUGAUGUAUUUGAAAAUGUCAAUACAUAUAAUCACAGUAAAUCCUCACUUAUAUGUUCAAAUAUGAGUGGAGUUAUUCCUGGUAAAUCUUUUUAUCCAAUAUUUUUCAAGUAUUAUCCUCGAAGAUCUGGAAAUUUGAAAUCAACUUUGAUUAAUAAUAAAAUUAUUGAUUUGUUCAAUAAAGAUAUUUGUAACAUUUCUCCAUUGAAUUUUGAUCCUGUUGAACUAAAUCCAGAUUUUAUUGUACUAUCAUCAAUGGUGUGUCAUGGUCAAGUUUUGAAAAUGAUUAUGCUGGUAAAUAAAAGUUGUCAAGAAGUGUUUGGCUAUCAGUGGAAAAUAUUCAAUAUUCCCGAUGUUAUUAAAAUUAUUGUCAAACCCGAUAGUGGUAUUAUUCAACCGAAAUCAUUGCAAACAUUUCGUUUGAUUAUUGAUUGUGGUGGAAAGGCUUGUAAAGUCAACUGCCAUGUUUGUUGUGAGUUAAUUAAUCUUGAUGAAAAAAGAACUUAUCAAAGAGAUAAAAUAAUAUUUCAUAAUGAUGAUAGUUAUAAAAAUUAUGAAGAAUUUUUAAUUACAGAGAAAGGAACUUUUUUCAAAGAAAUGUCUAAAAAAAAUAUAAAAACUCCAACAACUUUUAAUAAAGUACUUUGUGUAAGUUGUGUUAUUGUUAAUGAAAAAAAAUUACCAAAUGACAUAAGAGUAAAAAAGUUUCCAUCACGAGAAAUUCAAUUAAAUAAUAUUACCGAUAAAAUUUAUAUUUCAAAAAAUAAUUUUAACACUACAAAACUUGUACUUGAAAAUAUAUUAUGUGAUAUACUCGAUGAUAAA